UUUUCUGUUCAACUUUUGUUUGCUUCUCAACCCCUUUCUUAAAUCCCAGAAGGCAGAAACAUCACACACAGAGCAUCGUCAUCAAUUCAUCAUAUCAUAGCUAAAAAAAAACAGGAGAGAGAAAGUGAAAAAAUACCUUUUUUUUUAGAGAGAGAAAGAGAAGGUAGCCCUAGAAAAAUAUGCAACCAGAUAAGGACUUUUGCAGCUGAGACACUGCAAAAAGAGUUAUUAUAUUGAGAGAGAAAAGAAAGAUUAUCUUUCUUUUUUUUUUUUCUCUUUUCAAUUUUGAAGCUUUCUUUUUUUAUUCAUUUUACCCUCUUUUUUCCAUUGUUGUGGAGUAAUUUGCUUCUUUGCACUGACACAGUGACACAGUGGUUCUCUCACAUCUCUUUCUCUGUGUAACUCUGCCACCACUCUUCACUUUCCAAAGAGAAAAAAAAGAAACUGUUGAACUUUUUUUCAACUGAAUCAAUCACUAGCUUCCAUUUCUUCACAGGUAGAACUGUGAAUGUGCACCACAGCUUUUUGAUCCUGUUCCUAAAAUGUUAGUAUGAUCCCCUUUUCCCUUUUCUUUGUAUCUGCACGUUGAAACUUGAAACCCAUGUUGCAUUCUCCUUUUCUGUGUUUGGGGCGUUGAAUCUGUUGUGAUUAUGGACCCAAUUAUCCAAAGAUUGUAUAUUUCCAUGGAAAAGCCAUUGUGGCUGAAGUUUUACUUGUUAUUCUUUGUGAUUUGGGGGUCCCUUUGGGUUGAUAUGGCAUUUUCUACUCUUUUUUGGAACUGGGUUUGGAAGCUUUGUAUGGCAUUGGGAUUGGCCUAGAGUAAUUCCUUCAUUUUCUUUUUGUUUCAGUUGUACUAUUUUGUGGUGGUGAUUUUUCUGGGUGUUGGCACUUGUAUUACUUGGUGUUUAAGGUUUAUGAUGGGUGUUGGUAAGAUUGGACCUUUUUUCAUGUUCUUCUGGUCCUUCUCUAUCUUCAACAUGAAGCUUUUUUUUGUUGUUUCUUGUAGUUUGGUAAGCUGUACAUAGCUUUUUUUUUUUUUUUUUUUUGUCUUCUCUUAGACAUGUCCAUAUUGUGGUUAGAGAGUGGUUCUCUUGUGUUGUGUUGAUUCCUUCUUGGCUUUCCUUCUUUUUCUAUGAUCUAUCUUCUACUUUAUGCUUUAUCCUGUACAUGUGUGGAUUCAUAUGUUUAUUUUAUAUAUGGUGCCAUCAAUGAGAAAUUUUAUUUGCUGGAAGCUUCAGUAUUUUUUAAUUUUAAGGACUUAUAGUUCUUCUUCUCAAGAUACAGUUACUUACAGCUGAUGUAAUUUAAGCACUUUUUUGGAACUCUUGUUGGUCAUUGCUCAUUGGAUUUCGUACUUUUUAUGGUAUUCUGAUGUGUUGGUGUUUUUUUCCUCCAAAAUUUGUCACUAUACUCUAUUUGGGAACAGAGCUAGGUGAUAAGUUUUGGUGUACUGAAUAUUGGGGUGUCAAAGUUUCUUGUGAAAGAUUCUGAAGGCAAUCGAAGUAAAUGCAUGGAUCGUGGGGACCAAAUGGCGUUAUCCGGGUCUUACUAUAUGCAGCAAAGAGGAAUACCUGGAUCUGGAGGACAACCUGAGUUACAUAUUUCACCUAAUAUGCGUCCACUGUCUAAUCCAAAUCUACCAUUUCAAUCCAGCAUUGGUGGUGGUACCAUUGGAUCCACAUUGCCAUUGGAAUCUUCAGCAAUUUCGGCCCAUGGUGUCAAUGUGGGAGCUCCUACUGGGGCACCUCUAGGGGAACCUGUCAAAAGGAAGAGAGGAAGGCCUAGGAAAUAUGGUACCGAUGGAAGUGUGUCAUUGGCAUUGACUCCAACUCCAACAUCAUCUAGCCAUCCUGGAGCCUUGUCACAAAGCCAGAAACGGGGCAGAGGGCGCCCCCCGGGGACUGGGAAAAAACAGCAAUUGGCUUCUCUUGGUGAAUUGAUGUCUGGUUCAGCUGGGAUGGGAUUCACUCCUCAUAUCAUCAACAUUGCAAGUGGAGAAGACAUUGCAACAAAAAUCAUGGCAUUUUCUCAGCAGGGACCUAGAGUUGUAUGCAUUUUGUCAGCCAAUGGUGCUGUCUCUACUGUCACACUUCGUCAGCCAUCAACUUCAGGCGGCACUGUCACAUACGAGGGGCGCUUCGAGAUAGUGUGUCUGUCAGGCUCUUACUUGGUCACUGAAAAUGGUGGCUCACGCAAUCGAACUGGUGGAUUGAGUGUGUCCCUUGCUAGUCCUGAUGGUCGUGUCAUUGGCGGCGGAGUUGGUGGAGUGCUUAUUGCAUCAAGCCCUGUUCAGGUGGUAGUUGGGAGCUUUCUAUGGGGAGGAUCAAAGACAAAGAACAAGAAAAAGGAAUCCUCAGAAGGUGCAGAAGUUGCUGUGGAGUCAGAUCAUCAGGGAGUUCAUAAUCCAGUUUCACUGAAUAGCAUCUCACAAAAUCAAAACCUUCCUCCAACUCCCCCAUCUCUAAGUCCUUGGUCAACAUCACGUCCGUUGGACAUGCGUAAUUCCCAUGUGGACAUUGAUUUAAUGCGUGGGUGACACACUUUGUUGAAUAUACACUAGUGCUGUGUAUAUAUGUUUCAGAUUCAUGGUCGCUCAUCUAAUUUUUGUUGUAGUAGUAAAAUGACAGAAUGGGAAGUACCAACAGCAGAGUAGAGCCAGCUGACUUUUGCAAAUUGAUAAAUCUCACUUAUCCAUCCACCCUUGAUGAUUAUUGACUUGGGGUUUGUACUCAUAUUUUUGUAGUUGUGAGGAAUUUUUAAUUUGAAAAUUGUAUGUUCCUGAUUGGUAAUGAUACAAUUUAUGUUCUAUUUGGAAAAAAUAAUUGACAUUGGACUAGAUGUUUUAUGUGGUUUAGGAGCAUCAAUUAUAUGACAUUGUAUCAUGUAAUUUUUGUCAUAAAAAUGUCUUCUAGAAGGCAAUGACGAGGGGAACAUGAAGAUUUUAUUGCUGAGAAUGCAUGAUGUAAAAUCGUUUUGUAUUCUAAUGGUGUGGGGUUGUAGAGUCUCUUAUUGUA
Molecule: messenger RNA, 3014 nt
Organism: Glycine soja
Lineage: Eukaryota; Viridiplantae; Streptophyta; Magnoliopsida; Fabales; Fabaceae
Product: AT-hook motif nuclear-localized protein 9-like
Exons: 5
Coding region: 1511-2536 (341 amino acids)
Molecular function (GO): minor groove of adenine-thymine-rich DNA binding
Source: RefSeq, a predicted model, not a curated record